AUGGCCAAAGUUGAGGUUAGUUUUGCGCUGAUUUUGUGUUUCCUUUCCCUUUGUUCGCUCGUCUCUCCACCGGCAGCGCUCGCAGCACCAUUGAAAGAUGCGCCAAAGAAAGACGGUGAUGGUUUCAAGACACUAGGCAAAAAAGCUGGAUUGGUUCGGCAUCUGUGCAAUGAAACGGGCCACUACAACUUGUGCGUCGCAGCAGUUGAGGCCGAUCCUCGAUCCAACCUUAAGUCGCAUCGCAAAGGAAUUCUCCACAUCGUCAUGGACAAAACUAUUUCCAACGCUACUGCAAUACUCGAGUACAUUGAUCGUCUCCUCGCGGAUAAUACUACCAAAAUGGAGAACACAACCAGGAAUUCCCUCGAAGGUUGUUCUUCCGACUACCACGAUAGCAUCUAUGACCUCAAGCAUGCUUUAUCACUCCUGGAGUUAAAAAAUGUUUCCCAAUAUUCCGAGAUGGAAUCUAUGCUUAACAGCAUGUUCACCACACCCUUUGAUUGUGACCAGGAUUUUAUUCAACGAACAAUACCUGCUCCUAACCCAUUAACAGGGAGUAUAAACAACUGCGUACAAGAUCUCGCAGAGACUUGCAUGGCGAUAUUGAAUCAUUUCUGGUCUAUGUUUGCUUUUAAUUGUCUUUCUUCUCUGGCGUUGGCGCGUAAGACAUAUAAUAGAAAUGCAUUAACUUCUAUUGCUUGA
Messenger RNA from Rhododendron vialii, 702 nucleotides. RefSeq names its product pectinesterase inhibitor 28-like. Lineage: Eukaryota; Viridiplantae; Streptophyta; Magnoliopsida; Ericales; Ericaceae. The transcript is spliced from 3 exons. The coding region runs from base 1 to 702 and encodes 233 amino acids. Gene Ontology annotation, biological process: negative regulation of catalytic activity. Gene Ontology annotation, molecular function: enzyme inhibitor activity. The record is from RefSeq and is a predicted model, not a curated record.